AUGAGCAUAUUUUACAUAACCAUCGCGGCGUACAUCGUGAUCGGUGGAGUCGGAGUCGGUAUCUUCCUAUGGGGCAAAGAGCAUGGAAACUCCAUCUUCGACAAGCUCUACCGUCUCUUCUGCCUGCACUUUCCAAGACUUCUCAAGAAGGCUCUCGAGAAGGUCUUCGGAAAGCGAGCUCCGGCCGCUUUAGAUGCAGCUUGGGUGUACGUUUGCUACACGAGCAAUCCUUUGGUGCAGAUCUUUUAUUUGCUUGUCGUGGUGGGCGGCUACGCCGCUUUCGUGGCAUACAGCCACCCGCACAUUCCCAACAAGCUGCUUAGCAGCAUCCACAAGUACAUCGGCUUUGGCAUCUUCUCCACGUGCUUGGCGAUUUGGUGGAGAGCGUGCACUGCUGACCCAGGGAUUGUGACCCCACAGAAUCUGGACAAGAUUUGUGAUCUGUGGAAGUGGGACGAGCAGAUCUUCCACAUGGCCAUCUGCAGAUCUUGCGAACUUGCAAAGCCGGCGCGCUCCAAGCAUUGCUCCUUAUGCAACCACUGCGUCGCCAGGUUCGACCACCACUGCAUUUGGAUCAACAACUGCGUGGGCGUCGGCAACCAUCGCUACUUUCUAGCGUUUUUGGGUGUGCACCUCGUAAUUUGCUUCUAUGGCUUCGGCCUGACGGCAACAAUCCUAUACAACCUCACCGUGCAAAAGGAGCUCUUCAGCGCCGUGUUCGUUCGACCGGACACUCGCGAAAAGUUCCAAGCCACCAAGCUGAUGGUGAUGCAGUAUUUGCUUGCCACCGAGGGCAUGGUGGUUUUCAUUUGCGCCCUGUGCUGCAUUAUGGGAAUCGUCCUGUUCGGCUUCUUCGGCUGGCAUCUCUACCUCGUGAAAGCAGGAACCACCACCAAUGAGCUGAGCAAGUGGAGCUACGUGAAGUUCUGCCUAAAGCAGGAAGGUGAGGAAGGGAAGGAGAAGCUGAAGUUCUUGACAAACGAGUACGACAAGGCCUCACCGACUUUCCGGAGCUGUUUGAGCACUCGUUUGCAUUCGGGCAUUUUGGACCUGACUUGUGAGCAGCCGAUUUUGGACUUCCAACUGUGGUGCUCAAGCGAACUCUGCCAAGUAGGCCUGCUCUAA
Symbiodinium natans is the source of this 1125-nucleotide messenger RNA. Lineage: Eukaryota; Dinophyceae; Suessiales; Symbiodiniaceae. The record is from the annotation of a GenBank genome assembly.